Molecule: messenger RNA, 831 nt
Organism: Folsomia candida
Lineage: Eukaryota; Metazoa; Arthropoda; Collembola; Entomobryomorpha; Isotomidae
Exons: 5
Coding region: 105-716 (203 amino acids)
Source: RefSeq, a predicted model, not a curated record
AGAAUAACUCUUAUCGAGUAUAAAACGCCACGGGGUCCGUGCCAUCUGACAUUAUUGGAGAAAUAUUUCUAUCCGAGUCGUUCAUCCCGCAGUAAAUUGGAAGAAUGGGAACGAAAUAUAUUUUUGGCGUGGCGGCCAUCCUUCUGAUCGUGGCUAUUUCGGGAAACCACGCUCAGAAUGGGGCGCCGUGUCAUGCGAGCAUUUUCGAUUUCACACCACGCCAUACCCUCAACAUUACCAGGUACAUGGGGAAAUGGUACGUGCACGAAGUUGCCGGCAGCCACAUUGGCAAUUUUCCUCCCCCAGUUUACAAAUGCUACACGAUCGACCUCAGCCUUCCCAACCCGGACGAUGUUCUCAACAUCGAAGGGGUCGACAAUUUCAUUAAUCUGAGUGACGGUGAAGCAAUCCAGUUUCGUAACACUUUUGCUGUGAACGACACGCGCAGUCCGUUGAGUUCGAUGUGGACGUUGACAGACGAGGAGGGGACCAACGCACAAGUAAUUAUCAUGUCGGCUGACCUCGAGUUCCAAGCUUGGACGAUCAUCUACUCCUGCUCGCACCAGGGACCGGACAACUACCGCUACGAAAUCCUGAUGGCCAUGACCCGCACCCCCAACAUCCCUCCAGACCUGAGACAAUUCCUCAAAGCCCUCAUGGUCGGGCAAGGAUUCAGGAUUGGAGACCAUCACUCCGUCAACCAAACGGAAUGCUGAGGCCAAGUUGUGACAAUGUGGAGGAACGGGUUCAAUUCAAAAUUCUAAUGAUCGACUUGUCAGUUUUUAUUUCGAUUCGAUUGGAAAUAUAUAUAUACAAAUUUUAUCAGAUUGA